CCUUCCCAAAAAGCGUUUUUAACCCCGGCAGACCAAUUAUAUAACCGCAUUAUACAAUAAAUGGAUCGCCAUUAAAGCAAAUGCAGUGACACGGACAGUUUCUGCACAAGCCGAGUGGGAGAAAUUGACUUCCUGCACGAUGCGCGUCGUCCUUCUGAGCAGAUCUCCAUCUGCCUCUGCAGGCUGAGCUGGCUCUCGUCUUCUUUCUCCUCCUCUUUCCCUUCCUCCUCCUCCUCUUCCUUUUAGCUUCAGCAGAGCCCAGGGAAAAGAGUGGGUUGACACUGUCUGCUUUAAGACUCGCCCCAUUGUUGCGUAGUUUGCAAGGGAGAGAAAAAAAAACAACAGUCUACUCUCCCUACGUGCUUCGAUCUAGUCUGAUUGGAGCAAUCCAGACGGGUGAUUUUCCUCUGAAUUCUACUGCAGUUCUGUUGGGAACUAUGGUUCUGCAGAGAAUGAUCCGUGCUGUCAUCAUGGGACCUCCGGGAUCGGGGAAGGGAACGAUGUCUGCGCGCAUUAUCAAAAGUUUUGGACUGCAACACAUGUCUAGUGGGGACAUUUUAAGAGCCAACAUCCAGGAUAAAACGGAGCUCGGCCUGUUGAUGAAGUCCUGCAUCGAUCAGGGACAGCUGGUACCUGACGACAUCAUUUCCCGUCUCAUCCUGAAUGACCUGAGGAAGAUAGACAGCAGCGGCUGGCUGCUUGACGGAUUUCCUCGGACUGUGUCCCAGGCAGAGGCUCUCGAUCAUGCCUUCGCUUUAGAUACGGUCAUCAACCUGAAUGUCCCUUUCCAGACCAUCAAAGAAAGGCUGACCUCUCGUUGGACUCACAUCCCCAGUGGCAGAGUCUAUAAUACAGAUUUCAACCCACCAAAAGUUCCUGGUUUGGAUGAUGUGACAGGAGAGCCUCUGGUUCAGAGAGAUGACGACAGACCAGAGACGGUCACACGGAGACUGAAGUCCUAUGAAACCCAGACAGAACCCGUCCUGGAGUUCUACAGGAGUAAAGGUGUGCUGGAGACCUUUACGGGAACAGAAACCAAUAAGAUAUGGCCGCACGUUGAAGCUUUUCUCCACAGAAAAUUCUCCUCCCUCAGUCAAAGAGCUGCUUAGCCUCAGCAAAAUCCAAGAACGGCUGAAGUUUACUGAUGGGAAAACCACACUGUGCACCGUCCAAUCAAAAAUGCAUCAUGUAAAUAGUAGUCGAGCAUAGAGGAAUUAUGUUUCAUUGAAAGUAAAGCCCUUAAAUUAGCAAAUGAAGAUCUAGCUCUUUUACUAAAAACAGAAUAAGACUAUUACCUAUGUUAGAAAAAAAAAUAUUUUAAAAAAAAUGUUCUUAAAACCUCUGUGUUGUUGAAAUAAUUUGGGGAGAACUCAGAUGAGUGUGUGCCUCAAAUCUUUUUAACCAUUUGCUGUUAGUGUGUCCACUCUGUGCCUUUAUGUAGUCAGAAGUUAACAGCUGACUCAAACUUGAAGUUUUGCAGGAGCACAACAUGAAGGGGUUACAUUCCACAAGAUGCUGCAGGAGGAACUGCUUUGGCACGAACAAAACCAGGUAUAAUUCUUCUAAAUGUAAUCCCAACACACACAACCUGUUGGCAUGAGCUAAACAUCAUCAGCAGCUUUUUUAAAAAUCAUAAAUCCUGGAAAGGAGGCUAUUUUGUUGUAGUGUAACAAGUGUGCAUCUCAGUAUAAUGUGGCCCAUUUCUUCUGCAGUGGCUGUUUCCUUUAAGCAGAACAUGCUGUUGGGUUUGAUUCUCAUAUAUGUGCCUUUUGCUGCUGUCCAGCUUGAUAAAGGCAGGAUUUUUAAACACUUUGUUUUCCUCUAAUCAUGGACCAAUUUAAAUAAUUUAUAAAUGGACAUUUAUAAUAAUGGAUAUUUUUUCAUUCUUACAAGAAUUGCUUAACAGCUACUUUCAACCACCUCAGGUCUUACAAGUGAUGCCUCUGAAACACUCCAUUCUUAUACAUUUCAUCAUCCAUUCCUCGUUGUGACUAUAUUCCCUGUGAGCGAUAAUUGGCAUUUAUUUAGUCUGACCUGACAGCAGAAAAAUAGAUGAACACAUACAUGGACACAUGUUAUACAGGGUCAAAUGUUGUUGAAAGGUAUGAGCUUGCAGGUUUUGCACAUUGUUCUGAAUGUUUACCCUGUGAAAAAGCCUUAAUAAUGCUUCUGUGCAGUGUACUGUAUGUGGUCAUUCUGGUUUUUUAAACACUUCCAUGCAUUGUUGAAAUGCAACAACCAUCUUUUCAUGUACAACUCAGAUAUUUAUGAAUCACAAUAAAUGUCUUGUACUGUA
Molecule: messenger RNA, 2296 nt
Organism: Xiphophorus couchianus (Monterrey platyfish)
Lineage: Eukaryota; Metazoa; Chordata; Actinopteri; Cyprinodontiformes; Poeciliidae
Gene: ak3
Product: adenylate kinase 3
Exons: 5
Coding region: 438-1109 (223 amino acids)
Biological process (GO): nucleobase-containing compound metabolic process
Cellular component (GO): mitochondrion
Molecular function (GO): AMP kinase activity; ATP binding
Source: RefSeq, a predicted model, not a curated record